CUCUAGUCAAAAUAGGUACAUUUGGUUCUUCAAAAACAAAGAUGGUGGAAAAAUUAAGGAAAUUCUGAGUAAACUUUGUUUUUCUAGAAUUUUAUGUUAAACUAGUAUCAUUGGACAGACAACAUGAACAGUAAAACUGACAGUAAGAAACGAGGAAUUGGUUUUGGUGGAUUUGCUAUUAAAAAGAAAGAAGAACCACAACAAUUGGCACCAUCCACUAAUUUCAGUUCUCUCUCUGGAAUGGGAGGAUCAAAGGCCAACAGACUGAAUCCAGGUCGAAGUCUGAGUUAUUCUCUAAAUAUUGGAAAGAAACGAGUGAAAUGUGAAGAUGAUUAUUUUGAUGAUGAGGAUGAAGACGGUCCACCAGUUGCUCAUGAUGAUGAUUCAGGUGAAGAAUUUACACCAGCAGGAAUGGACGGAACGAAAAAUGAUGACAGCGAUAGCGAUGAUCCGUUAGAUGCCUUUAUGGAAGGAGUUGAGAAAGAAUUAACAGAAGCUGAAAGACAGGCUUUUGAAGAAGAUAUAAAAGAAGAAAAAGAAAAAGGGGUACGGAAUGAUAUUGAUGAUGAAGACGUUCAGGAAGCCUACUUUCGCUUUAUGGAAGAGAAUCCGAACGUUGGAGUGAUACAAGAUGAUGAUGAUGACUAUGAUUAUGAUAGUGAUGGAAAUGUUAUUCCACGUGAACGAUCCAAGAUAAUUGAUCCAUUACCACCCAUAGAUCAUUCUGAAUAUUCUUACCAACCGUUUGAAAGAAAUUUCUACAAUGAACAUCAGGAGAUUAAGGCUUUAACCAAUGAACAGGUCAAUGAAUUACGCAAUAAACUCUCAAUCAAGGUGUCAGGAUUAGAACCAUCGAAACCUGUCUGUAGUUUUGGACAUUUUGGAUUUGAUGAAUUGUUACUGGCUGCUAUACGUAAAUCUGAAUAUACAAAACCCACACCUAUACAAGCUCAGGCGAUUCCUGUUGCAUUAAGUGGCAGAGAUAUAAUCGGUAUCGCUAAAACAGGAAGUGGUAAAACUGCUGCAUUUUUGUGGCCAAUGUUGAUUCAUAUUAUGGACCAGAAAGAACUGGAACCAGGUGAAGGUCCGAUUGGGUUAAUACUGGCUCCAACUAGAGAACUUUCCCAACAGAUAUAUCAAGAAGCAAAGAAGUUUGGUAAAAUCUAUAAUAUUAAUGUAGUCUGUGCUUAUGGUGGCGGAAGUAUGUGGGAGCAGACGAAGGCAUGUCAGGAAGGAGCAGAAAUAAUUGUAGCCACUCCAGGCCGAUUGAUUGAUCUAAUUAAGAAGAAAUCUACUAAUUUAGAGAGAGUUACCUACCUUGUAUUUGACGAAGCAGAUCGAAUGUUUGAUAUGGGUUUUGAACCACAAGUACGAUCUAUAGCUAAUCAUGUUAGACCUACUAGACAAACGUUAUUAUUCAGUGCCACGUUUAGAAAGAGAAUAGAGAAAUUAGCUCGAGAUAUAUUAGGUGAUCCUGUUAGAAUUGUACAGGGAGAAAUAGGAGAGGCAAAUGAAGAUGUGACACAGUAUAUUGAAGUUCUUCCACCAGGACCUGCCAAAUGGUCGUGGUUGGUUAAACGUAUUGUAGGUUUUACUACAGAUGGAAGUGUUUUAAUAUUUGUAACCAGAAAAUCCAACAGUGAAGAAUUAGCUGCUAAUCUUAGAGCCCGAGAUUUAUCAUUGGGGUUAUUACAUGGUGAUAUCAGUCAGUCCGAGAGAAAUGAAAUCAUCUCAUCGUUUAAAAAGAAAGAAUUUCCUAUUUUAGUAGCAACAGAUGUAGCAGCUCGAGGUUUAGAUAUACCACAUAUAAAAACAGUUGUUAAUUACGAUAUAGCAAGAGAUAUUGAUACUCAUACACAUAGAAUCGGUCGUACUGGACGAGCUGGUGAGAAAGGAACAGCAUAUACGUUAAUAACAAAUAAAGAUAAAGAGUUUGCUCCCCUGUUAGUUCGUAAUUUAGAAGGAGCCAAUCAGUUUGUGCCCCCUGCAUUAUUAGAUCUAGCUGUACAGUGUCCAUGGUUUAACAAGAAUCGAUAUAAGAAAGAACGAGGUAAAUCUGUGAUGAGAGGAGGAGGUAAACGUCUCGGUUUUAAAGAACGACCAGGAUUAGGUUCAGAAAGUAGUACAAGUAGUCAAGAUUCAUCCAGCCUUACAACAUAUCGACCAUCUGCAUCUAUGGGAAGAAGUGACAGAUUAUCAGCCAUGAAAGCUGCUUUAACUGCUCAGUUUAAAUCUAACUUUGUGACGUCUACGACUGAUGGUGUUCCAUCUUUGAUGGGCGGAGGACUUGGACAAAAGGCUACAUUUCACGAACCAUUGAAUCCCCAGACGUCAAAUUCAUCAGAUUCUAAACGAAGAAAAAAGAGUCGAUGGGAUUAAAAAACCUUUUUAUCUAGUGAUUUAUAAAACAAUACUGUGUGUUACAUGGAAGAUAAAACAUUACUGUGUAUUACAUGGAAAAAGUCUGAAGUGUGUAGAGAAAUAGAUUGUAUGAAGGCUGGAAACAUUGGGAUUAUUAACCUUGAUAAAGUAGAUGGAUUCGUUUCCUUCUCUUACCAGUUUAUUGUUGUUCAAUCCUGUUUAUGACAACAGAUUUCACAAUGGUGUAAAUCUAUACUGUACUGCCAUUGUUUGGGUUGAGAUUGAAUGUUGUUAUUUUAUGUUCUGUGUCGACAAGGAGUAGGGUAAUCAAUCGGCCAACCACAUGGUUGGGUUGGUUUAACACAUCUAAUCAUAAGAUCGGACUGAAUGGUGUUGCUUCGAUUCCACGUUUGUAUCUGGCUAAUCUCAUUGGUGAACCUUGAAUAUCACCUAGUUUAAACCCUGUUGCUCACUCUAACAAUGACAGUUCAUAGGAUCAAAUUUUAGAAAAAUUCUAGAUGCCCUUUGUUCAAGUACUAUCUUAGUUAAAUAGAUGUCCAUUGACUGAUAUUUUCAGCAAAUUCCCUUUACAUUUUCUAGUUUUUAACUAUUAUAGUGAGAACUGCCAUCUCUUUAUCUUAUCUCCCAUAAUUGUUCACCUUAUUUUAUGUAAAAUAUAGCCCUUUAUAAAACUUUUGUUUGUUUUGAUGUAUCACAUACAUCAAUAAGAAACUAUGUACAAAGUUUUGUGUUUCUGGACUACACGCAAAACACGCAAAACUACACGCAAAACAAAAAUCUACAAGAUAAACCUGCGAACAAGACAUAAAAUAGACAUUGCACUCUCAUAAACAAUGAUUACAUGUUGACUAAAUUCUUAACUUUAAUUUGAGAAUACUUUGUGAAACUGGCGCUAGACUGGCUCGCACUUUGUGAAACUGGCGCUAGACUGGCUCGCACUUUGUGAAACUGGCGCUAGACUGGCUCGCACUUUCUUCUUAAAUAAAAUCUUGUACUGAGCUAUUAAAGAGACUGUCUCACAUGUUCUUCUCAAAUAUUUAUCUAUAAUUUAAUUUUUAUGUUGAAUAUUAUGUUGUAGUUGUCUAGUUACCUAGGAUAAAAGACUGUUCCAAGGUUAAUGUAUUAAUAUUGGAUGUAUUUUAUUAAACAAGAUGGUGACGAUGACAUCAAGAGUAAUACUCUCAUACCUGUUUUAUUUAGAUCUUAUGGAAGUUUUCUUUGCAAUAAUUUAACAAUCUGUCGCUUUAUUCACAACACAUGUAAUACAAUUACAGACAUUCACUAUUUUUUUGCAAUCUGUAAAUUUAUUGUUGUCUAAUAAAAGUUACAAUUCCUACUAUUCAUACAAAUUUCGAUUCGUGGGUUUUCUCGGGGUCCUCGGUUGUACGUGACAAAGAGUAGGGUCUUCUGUCCAACCUCGUGAGUUUUCUCCAGGUCCUCAUGUUUCCUCCCACUGCUAGAGACGCCUACGCGCAAGUGAAUUAUUGAAAUAAAAUUAAACCAUAUGUUAGUCCUGAAAUGACCUAGUUUGUGUCGCGUGUAUGUUAAACCCCAUUUCUCUCUAUGUCAUCAAAUAGUACUAUUGGAUAGAAAUGAAAGUAAGACAAAUAAAUCAAGGUCUUUAUUAUCUCAUAAAUAUUAUCUCUGUGAUUAUUACAAACAUUUAAUGGUUGCAUUGGUACCGGAAGUGACAUAUGUUUAGGGUAACAUGGCACCGGUGAAACCCGUCAUUACUGCUUUGCAGUUCUAGUUAUUUUUAUUAUUAUUAUUAUUAUUAUUUUUCAUUUUGAGCAUAUCUCAGAAACUACUUGUCAGAUUGAUUCGAUGUCUUCGGUUUUACUUGGAAAGUGGGCUUGACUUAAAUUUUAAAGCUAUUUCUAAAGUUCUGCGACAAUGCGAAAUGUCCGAAAUUACCGAAGUUGUCAUUUUUCGAAAUUUUGCUGUAAUGUUAUCAAUAAUUGUCGGAUUGUAAUAUUUGAUACAUUUUGACAUAACCAGAGACAAGGCACAUAGCUACAGUUUUUUAGAUUUUUUAUUUUCGAUGAAUCUUCGGAGAUAUUAGGCGCCAAAUUUUGAAAAUUUAAAUUUUUACAAAAAACUUUUUAUUAAUGAAUAUUUUUAUGUGGUAUUUUACCAAAGGUUAAAGAGUCAUCUUCGGAGAUAUUAGGCGCCAAAUUUUGAAAAUUUAAAUUUUUACAAAAAACUUUUUAUUAAUGAAUAUUUUUAUGUGGUAUUUUACCAAAGGUUAAAGAGUCAUCUGAUUUGAACAAAAAUGGCAAAAUUUUUUGUCACCGUAUUUUUCCUUGGCCCCCAUUGGCUAAUUUAGUUUUUCAGUCCUGGAUUAAUCAUUUAUUGUUCGAUUUGUAUAAAACAAAGUUCAUAUGCUCCGUGGUCCAAAAUGUCAUUUAUUUUGUUACCGGUACAUUUUCCUUUCAGCAACGGAAGUGACGGAAAUUUAGCAAAAACUGCAAUUUUGACAGUUCGAUACCACUUUUUGAAAGCAAAUAUUAUUUUUUUCAAAUAUGGUAUGACUGAAAUGGUGUGCCCUGUUAAGGCGCAGAAAUCAUCGCGCUCACUUUUUUAAAAUUUUUAUUUCGUUUUCGGAUCAUUUCGGAUUAAAGGUGAAAAAAAGGUGAAAAAAUGAGCUAUUCACAACCCAUUCAGGCUUUUCAUAUUUUAAAAUAUUUCUUUGCAACUUUCAUAAACUAGUAGCAAUAAUCCAUACGAAGAUAAUGUAUGUGAAAAUUAGUUUGUAAUAUGAGCAGUUGCCGAGAAAUAGGCAAUUUUGCAUGAGUCACUUUUUAUGCUAGUUUGCCUGUAAAAGAGUCAAUUAUUAUUCGAUUUUCAUAAAAGUGACACCAUUUGAUGGGUAAUGUCAAUUUUAACAAGUUCAAACCAGUUUAACAUUUUCAGUGUCACCGAAAAUGACGUAAUUUGGGCAAAAAUUGUAUUUAUAACCUUCCAAACCAGUAAUUUAUUCAAAUGAGUCGUAUUUGUUAUUUGUUUAAAAUUUUGACAUUUGAUUCCAAUCAACUAAUAGAAUGAACACAUACGGUCAUAUAGAUAUCACAAAAUGGUUUCUAACUUGUUCAGUUGCGGAGAAAUAGAUGAUUUUCAACAGGUAACUUUUCAAGGUUUUUGGUCCAUAAAAGUGUCAAUUAUUAUUCGAUUUUCAUAAAAUUUCCAGUGUGUGAUACCUAAUGCCAUUUACGAUUUCAUACAAGUAAUUUAACACUUUUACUGUCACCGGAAGUAACGUCAUUUUGGAAAAAACUGUAUUUUUAGCCUUCAAAACAGAUAGUUUAUUCAAAUGAGUCUGAUUUGUAUUGUUUUUAAAAUUAUGAUAUUUGAUUCCAAUCACCAAAUAGAUUGAACCCACACAGAUACAAAAAUAUGGUUUCUAACUUGUACGGUUGCAGAGAAAUAGACGAUUUUCUACAAGUCACUUUUCAAGGUUUUUGGUCUAUAAAAGUGGCAAUUAUUAUUCGAUUUAUAUAAAAUUUUCACCAUGUGAUGCCUUAUGCUAUUUCUGAUUUCAUCAAACUAAUUUAACAUUUUCAUUACCACCGGAAGUAAUGUAAUUUUGUCAGGAUCACUUACAUGUAACAAAUUUAUACAAUGAAUUGAUAUUGCUGGAUUUGGUUGAUUCUGCGUACAUUUUAUUUGAUGUGUGCGAUGCUUAUAUGGAAACCUGUUUAAUGGUUUCAUCGGUACCGGAAGUGUCAUAUGUUCAAGGGUAACGGGGCACCGGUGAAACCCGUCUUUACUGCAUCGCAGUUCUAGUUAUUAUUAUCAUUAAUAAUGGUAAUUAUUUUACAUGUUACUUCAGUCUUUAGAUGUGAAUAUAUAUCCAGUAUGAUUGUUCAAGCAACUAUAAAAGAAUUUAUAAUUUUAACAUAAUAAAUUAUUUAAUUUUUGGAUAAAAAUAUAUGACUAGUAGGACUGAAAGGUUGACCAUUUCAACCUUUGAUUACUUUAUUAUGAAUCCAUAUUUAGCCAUCUACAAUUGUAUCAUUUGCUAAAUAAACCGAAGAUUCAAGAACCAUA
Messenger RNA from Patella vulgata (common limpet), 6429 nucleotides. RefSeq names its product ATP-dependent RNA helicase DDX42. The record is from RefSeq and is a predicted model, not a curated record. NCBI's taxonomy places the organism in Eukaryota, Metazoa, Mollusca, Gastropoda, Patellidae. Gene Ontology annotation, molecular function: ATP binding; RNA helicase activity; nucleic acid binding. The coding region runs from base 124 to 2379 and encodes 751 amino acids. The transcript is spliced from 19 exons.